Oncorhynchus masou masou (cherry salmon) is the source of this 13107-nucleotide messenger RNA. Its product is annotated as ankyrin-3-like. Gene Ontology annotation, biological process: signal transduction. The record is from RefSeq and is a predicted model, not a curated record. NCBI's taxonomy places the organism in Eukaryota, Metazoa, Chordata, Actinopteri, Salmoniformes, Salmonidae. Gene Ontology annotation, molecular function: protein binding.
AUGACGAAUGGCUAUACUCCACUCCACAUCGCGGCUAAGAAGAACCAGAUGGAGAUUGCCACGACGCUGCUGGAGUACGGAGCCGACACCAACGCUAUGACACGUCAGGGCAUCACACCUCUGCACCUGGCCUCUCAGGAGGGCAACGUAGACAUCGUUACCCUGCUACUGGCCAGGGAAGCCACCAUCAGCUUGGGCAACAAGAGUGGUCUGACUCAACGGAUACACCCCCUCCAUCAGGCGGCCCAGCAAGGCCACACCCACAUCAUCAACCUACUGUUGCAGCACGGAGCCUCUCCCAACCAAGUCACUGUGAAUGGUAACACAGCCCUGUCCAUAGCCAGGAGGAGUGGUCUGACUCCUCUCCACCUGGCAGCUCAGGACGACAAGGUCAACGUAGCUGAGGUGCUGGUUAACCAGGGGGCCACUGUCGACCCAGAGACUAAGAUGGGAUACACUCCGCUGCAUGUGGCGUGUCACUAUGGAAACGUGAAGAUGGUCAACUUCCUGCUAAAGAACCAGGCCAAGAUCAACGCCAAAACCAAGAACGGAUACACCCCCCUCCAUCAGGCGGCCCAGCAAGGCCACACCCACAUCAUCAACCUACUGUUGCAGCACGGAGCCUCUCCCAACCAAGUCACUGUGAAUGGUAACACAGCCCUGUCCAUAGCCAGGAGGCUGGGUUACAUCUCUGUAGUGGAUACUCUGAAGGUCGUCACUGAGGUAACACAGACCACUCUGAAUGGCCUGGGCGUAUCAGGCUCCACCCUCUCAGGGCUGGGCGUCUCAGGCGUCUCAGGUUCUCCACACUACUGGAUUGCAUCCUACCUGGCAGGCCGCUCCUACCAGGUGGCGACACGCAUCUCAGAUAUCUCAGCUUGGAUGUCGGUCCUCCACCUCAGCCUCGACAAUACGGAACUGCUCUUCCUCUCCAUCCCGGUUGACUCCACAGUGUCGCCCUCACAGAGUGCAAAGAACCUUGGCGUGACCCUGGACAACACCCUGUCGUUCUCUGCAAACAUCAAAGCAGUGACCCAUUCCUGCAGGUUCAUAUUCUACAACAUCUGUAGAAAAGGCUUCACUCCCCUCCAUGUUGCAGCUAAGUAUGGGAAGAUGGAAGUGGCCAACCUUCUGCUGCAGAGACACACUGCGCCCGAUGCAGCUGGGAAGAGUGGUCUAACUCCCCUACAUGUAGCUGCUCACUAUGACAACCAGAAAGUGGCUCUGCUGCUGCUGGACCAGGGAGCUUCACCGCACGCUGCUGCCAAGAAUGGCUAUACUCCACUCCACAUCGCGGCUAAGAAGAACCAGAUGGAGAUUGCCACGACGCUGCUGGAGUACGGAGCCGACACCAACGCUAUGACACGUCAGGGCAUCACACCGCUGCACCUGGCCUCUCAGGAGGGCAACGUAGACAUCGUUACCCUGCUACUGGCCAGGGAAGCCACCAUCAGCUUGGGCAACAAGAGUGGUCUGACUCCCCUCCACCUGGCAGCUCAGGACGACAAGGUCAACGUAGCUGAGGUGCUGGUUAACCAGGGGGCCACUGUCGACCCAGAGACUAAGAUGGGAUACACUCCGCUGCAUGUGGCGUGUCACUAUGGAAACGUGAAGAUGGUCAACUUCCUGCUAAAGAACCAGGCCAAGAUCAACGCCAAAACCAAGAACGGAUACACCCCCCUCCAUCAGGCGGCCCAGCAAGGCCACACCCACAUCAUCAACCUACUGUUGCAGCACGGAGCCUCUCCCAACCAAGUCACUGUGAAUGGUAACACAGCCCUGUCCAUAGCCAGGAGGCUGGGGUACAUCUCUGUAGUGGAUACUCUGAAGGUCGUCACUGAGGAAACACAGACCACUCUGACGGUGACCGAGAAACAUAAGAUGAACGUUCCAGAAACCAUGAACGAGGUUCUGGACAUGUCAGAUGACCCAGUUGGUAAAGCCAAUGUACCUGAAAUGCUCAAUGAAGACUAUUUAUCUGAUGUUGAAGAAGAGAUGGAAUUUCAGUGUGUCUAUGAGAGCUACUGUCGUGAGGAUGCGAUGACAGGCGACACGGAUAAGUACCUGGGACCCCAGGACCUGAGAGAGCUGGGAGACGACUCUCUGCCCCAGGAGGGUUACAUGGGCUUUAGUAUUGGAGCACGCAGCGCCAGUCUGCGGUCCUUCAGUUCGGAUAGGUCCAACACCCUGAACAGGACCUCUUACACCAGAGACAGCAUGAUGAUCGAAGAGAUACUGGCUCCUACCAAGGAUAUGAACCUGGCGUUGGCCAGCAGAGACUGUGACUCUGACUCACAGAGACACUACAGCUGGACUGCUGACACCUUGGACAACAUCAACAUGGUCUCCAGCCCCAUACACUCUGGGUUCCUGGUCAGUUUCAUGGUGGACGCACGCGGCGGCUCCAUGCGGGGGAGUCGUCAUAACGGAAUGCGCAUCAUCAUCCCGCCCAGGAAGUGCACGGCUCCGACACGCAUCACCUGCCGCCUGGCGAAGAGGCACAAGCUGGCCACGCCCCCACCGAUGGUGGAUGGAGAGGGAUUGGCCAGCAGGCUGGUGGAGGUGGGGCCUGCUGGAGCUCAGUUCCUGGGCCCUGUGAUCGUGGAGAUCCCCCAUUUUGGUUCUAUGAGGGGGAAGGAGAGGGAGCUGAUCAUGCUGAGGAGUGAGAAUGGAGAGACCUGGAAGGAACAUCAGUACGACUGCAAGACAGAUGACCUCAAUGAGCUGCUCAACGGCAUGGAUGAAGAGCUGGACAGUGAGCUGGACAGUAUAUGUCGCAUCAUCAGUUUCCCACAGUACUUUGUAAACCAUCACACUGACAGUUCUGAGAGCAGCCAGAUGGGUCCUGAGGGAGGAGUCCUCUCCAGCCUGACACUUCCAUUGGUCCAGGCCUCCUUCCCAGAGGGGGCGCUCACCAAGAAGAUACGCGUGGGACUGCAGGCCCAGCCGGCUCCUGAUGACAUGGUGAAGAAGAUCCUUGGUAACCGGGCAACAUUCAGCCCCAUAGUGACGGUGGAACCUCGACGCAGGAAGUUCCACAAACCCAUCACCAUGACGAUCCCGGUCCCGCCCUUGUCAGGGGAGGGGGUUAACAAUGGCUACAAGGGAGACUCCACCCCCUGCCUAAGGUUGCUAUGCAGCAUCACCGGCGGAACCUCUCCUGCCCAAUGGGAGGACAUCACUGGGACCACACCCCUAACCUUCGUCAACGACUGUGUCUCCUUCACUACCAAUGUCUCUGCCAGGUUCUGGCUUGCUGACUGCCACCAGAUCCCAGAGACUGUAGGCCUUGCCACCCAGCUGUACAGAGAGCUCAUCUGUGUUCCUUACAUGGCCAAGUUUGUGGUGUUCGCCAAGAUGAACGACCCUAUGGAGUCCCGCUUGCGCUGCUUCUGUAUGACAGACGACAAGGUGGACAAAACCCUGGAACAGCAGGAGAACUUUGAGGAGGUGGCCAGGAGCAAAGACAUCGAGGUUCUGGAGGGGAGGCCCAUCUAUGUGGACUGCUAUGGUAACUUAGCUCCUCUGACCAAGGCUGGACAACUACUGGUGCUCAACUUCUACGCAUUCAAAGAGAACCGGCUUCCUUUCUGUGUGAAGGUCAGAGACAACAGCCAGGAGCCAUGUGGCCGUCUGACAUUCCUGAAGGAGACCACUAAGACCGCUAAGGGUCUCCCCCAGACGGCCGUGUGUAACCUGAACAUCACCCUACCUGCGCUGAAGAAGGAAAUGGAGUCAGACCCAGAUGAAGAGACUGAAAAGCCAGAACGACGCCAUACCUUUACAUCUCUAGCCUUACGUAAGCGUUACAGCUAUCUCGCCGAGCCCGCCACGAAAACAGUUGAGCGAAGCACAGCAAGAACACUGCCUGGUGGUUACACUCACAAACCUGUCUUUUCAACAAGAUCUUACCAGGCAUGGUCGACUGCGCCUCUUCCCCACACUGUCCAAGCAAGGAGUGGACUGGGCUCCCUCUCCGGCUCACCGUCCAACACACCAUCUGCAUCGCCACUAAAGUCUGCCUGGUUGCUCUCCUCCGCCUCUCCAAUCAAAUCCACCCUCGGAGCCUCACCGCCACAUUCAGUCAAGUCCUCUGGCGACAUAGCUUCUUUACCUGUCAGAUCCUAUAGAACUAUGGCCUCCCCUAUUAAGACUGUUGUACAGCAGGCCCAGUACCCGGUCCAGGUCUCUGCCAGUCUGGUGUCCUCUUCCUCUAAACCUGGAGCAGAUCCUGUCUUCAUUAAAGGACUAUCCACCCCAUUUUCUUCCAGGACCACCCCAGCCUCUAAUACAGGGUCUGGUCCAGAUAGAUCUACCAUGACUCAACCCGAAUCUCCCAAGUGCACAGCCAACAUGUACACCUUACCCUUCAAAUCAGUCCUGUCGUCUUCAUCCUCCUCCCCUAUCAGAACCAUUCCUGGCCUGUCCUCCUCAUCCUCCUCCCCCAUCAGAACCAUUUCUGGCCUGUCCACUACUUCAGCUACAUCUAAGGGGAAGCCCCUCCCCUCGCUGUCCUCACCAGCCCACUCCUCAGAACCCUCUGCUAUGGUGAAUGGAUUAGUUUCUCCCAUGAAGUACGCCUCUUCUUCUCAGUCCUCCUCCCCCUGCUCCUGUUUGCUCUCUGAUAGGUCUAGCAGUCUGCAGGAGAGGAUACAGACCAACACUCACGCCGCCACUUCCAGUGUCAGUGCAGCUCUAAAUGAGGCUGAAAGGACAUUUAACUCUUCAGGGUACGGAACACUCAAAUCAGUGUCCUCACGGAGAUCUAACACCUCAACUUCUGUGUACAGCUCUGUGAGGUCUCAACCCUCUUCCACCACCUCAGCAACAUCCAAUGUGUACAGCUCUGUGAGGUCUCAACCCUCUUCCACCACCUCAGCAACAUCCAAUACAAUGACUGUACCUGUAUACUCUCUUCUCAAUGUUGCGACCGAGUCCCAAAUGAAAAAAGGGCCUGGGUCGCUGAAGAUGUCGCCUGCAGACUCUCGCAGGUCAAAGACGGCAGUGAAGUCCCCUCCUUACAUCACCCCCCCAGGGCUCACUCUAACCCCACCCUCCUCCCUAUCCUCCAAUCAGGACAUCCUGAAAGACGUGGCCGAUAUGAAGGAGGACCUGAUCAGAAUGACGGCCAUCUUGCAGACUGUCCCCAGAACAGCCAGGAAUGUUCAGUCUCAGACCCCUAAAGAGCCUAAGAUGGAGGAUGAGGAGCCCUUCACCAUAGUAGAGAAAGUGAAGGAGGAUCUAGUUAAAGUCAGUGAGAUACUGACCAAGGAUGUGGUGAGUGAUAGUCAAGCCUGUAGAGGGAAGCCUGUAGAGGAGGAGUGGGAGGAGUUCUCUAAAGAUGAGUUAGAGGAAGCCCAGCAAAGUGCAAAGGAAUUCUUUCACCCUCCGUUUGACGCUAACACCCUCUCCUUUAGGCCCCAGUCUAUGCCCAGUAAAGAGUUGAAUUUAGCCAAGGUUGUUGACUACCUGGCCAAUGACAUAGGUGCUAGUUCUCUUUCUAAGAUGGCCGAGAUGAAGAGCAGAUAUGAGGAGGCAAAAAGGGAAGGGGAGGACAAACAGAAACUAAAAAAACUCAAGAUGCCUCCCCCAGGCAUGCGUACCUCUGCCUCUGAGAAAGACUUAUGUAAACUAGCAGAGUCAUAUUAUGGACCUGACGCCAUAUUGGAGUCACCAGAGGACUUAUCUCAUGAGCAGGAUAAGAGUCCUCUGUCAGACAGCGGCUUUGAAACCAGGAGUGAAAAGACUCCUUCAGCCCCCCAAAGUGCAGAGAGCACCGGGCCCAAACCCCCCUUCACUGACCAUCCCCCCUGCAUCACCGAGACUAGGACCGAGGUGGUCCAUAUCAGGAGCUACGAGCACCCAGACGAACCCUGUGAGGUGCAGAUGGAGGAGGCAGCCUCAGCAUUGCCGGCCUGCAUUGAACCAGAGGCCUCCGCCGCCUCCAUCAAAGACAAAGUCAAAUCAUUCCAGAUCAAAGUGUGUGACGACUCUGACUCUGUCGUUAGCAAGAGCAUGAGGCUCAAAGAGGAGACCCACAUCACCACCACGACGCGCAUGGUUUACCACAAGCCGCAGCUGAAAGACGGCUCGGAGAGGAUCGAGGAGACCAUGUCAGUCAGAGACAUCAUGAAAGCAUUCCAGUCCGGAAGGGACCCCUCCAAAGAACUUGCUGGACUGUUUGAGCACAAGGCUGGCCAGGACUCUGUCAAAGGGGAUGAACUCACCCCCAGGUUCAUUGAUAAUGACACUAAAGCCAAAAGAAUAAUGGAGGUUCACAUAGAAAAAGAAGGAAACACAUUCCAACCAACUGAGGUGAUUAUCAGGGAGACCAAGAAGAUUCCAGACUCUUAUUUCUAUAAAGGAGACCACAGAAUCCAAGAAAUGCCUGAUUACGACGAGGCGCCGCAGGAAGGGGAGGAGCUUACUGCCAAUGACAGCCGGCCCAGCUCCGCUCAGCUCAUGGCCGAUGACUCCUACAAAGCUCUCAAACUGCUCAGCCAGCACUCUGUAGAGUAUCACGAUGACGAGCUCUCUGAACUCAGGGGAGAGUCUUACAGGUUCGCUGAGAAGAUGCUACGUUCUGAGAAACUAGACAUAUCCCACUCUGAUACAGAAGACUCUAUGGCUGACCAAACACACCAAAUUACCUCAGAGUCGCAUGGGGAGGAGAGUGAUUACGGUGAGAAAGAGGCCGUGCCCAGGAAAGAGUUCACUUUCAAGUCAUCAAAGGAUUCAUCCUCUAAGUCAGGUAAAUGUUCUCAUAAGGAUGACAAGUUUGACAAAGUGACAGUGUUGCAUUACACCACAGAGCCAGGCAGCCCAAAACAUGCAGUGUGGAUGCGUUUCACUGAGGACAAGCUGGACAGGAACAGAGAGAAGCUCAUCUACGAGGACCGCGUGGAUCAAACUGUCAAGGAAGCUGAGGAGAAACUAAGCGAGGUCUCUCAGUUUUUCCGUGACAAAACUGAGAAACUGAACGACGAGCUGCAAUCCCCGGAGAAAAAGCCUCCAAAGAGAGACCCCAGGGAGACCAGGUCUGGGCCCAGCUCCACCUGUAAUAGCCCAGAGAAAACCCAGCAGAAAGCCAGGGCAGAGGGAGAGGAGUGGGGCAAGGGAAGGGGGAACAAACUGUUCAGUAGUACGACUGAUAGGAGGACCGCUAGUCUACCCAACAGUCCAGAGAGAGCUGUUCUCUCCCGCUUCAGUGAGGAUACAUCCAAACAGCAGACAAAGGCGGAGGAACGGUCUGAGCCAAACCAGGUUAAAGCCUCCUUCUCUAGAGUGAGCUCUGUUAGGAUGAAGUUUGAAUCAGAUGCUCAGAACCCAGAUAAGAGUAGUCUUGAGCUAGUACAGUCCACACCCCAAGUCAGCAGGCUGCAGGAGAACAAACUGCCAAUGAAUCAACUGUUCACUGGAGGAAAGACAACUAAAGGGUCUGAGGCCACAGAGGAAGGAAGUCCUUUUAAAAAGACUCCAGAGAAACUGAAAGGACCUGCUUCCAAUAGCAGUAAGUCAGUUGUCUCACCAGCUGCUCCAAAACAGUCAGGAGACAAACUGCCUAAUAAGAACCUACCAUACAUCACAGCCCAAAAACACCUAACAGGUCAGACUGAUAAAGAAUCGGAGAAUACAAGCCCAUUGAGCCAGGUCAUUGGUAUCAGUAAGGGUGUAAAGGGGUCACCAUCACAUAGUCCUACACAUGACACACCCAAGGAGAACAGUGGGGAAGUGGAAAAAGAACACGUUUCUAUGAGGGAUUCUCCUUCCAAACAUGUUGCAUCAAGUCCCACAAGCAAUAGGGUUGCUCAUUCUGAACCUGUGUCUAAAGACCAUGGGGUUGCACAAAACAAGAAUCUUAGAAAAAAGACAGAGUCCCAGAUCCCAGUCAGGUCUGUGUCUAGUCACUCAGACAGCAAUCAGUCAGAGAAAGCAAAACAAGACACAAUAACUAAGCCAUUUGAAAAGACAUCCCAAAUCCCCAUAGUAAAUAAGAACAGAAUGCAGGUCAGCCCAGUAACAAUCCCUACAAAGGCAGAAGAACUAACAGACACAUCUCUUGAAAUAUUAGAUAAUGCACCAAAAGAUUCUAACUUGAACAAUGUGCGUGACACUUGCACAAGAGAAAUACAAGAGAGAUUAGCACCAGAGACAACCACCACCAGAGAAAACUUCAAAGGCAUCAAAACAUUACCUGUCUAUGUGAGUGUCCAGGUGGGUAGGCAGGGAGAGAGAGAGGGCAGAGGAGGAGUACUGUACAAACAGAAACAGCCCUCAUCACCUCAGGCCAGUCCUGACGAUGACACGCUAGAGCAGGUAUCUUUCAUAGACAGCUCAGGGAAGAGUCCCCUCACCCCAGAGACCCCUAGCUCAGAGGAGAUCAGCUAUGACCUCACCUCCAGAACACCAGACUCCAUCCUGGGCUUCACUCCCUUCCAGCCUAGCCCUAUCCCAGAGGUCUCUGAGGACUCCUCAGAGGAGGAGCAGGGCCAGGUAUUUUCCUUCAAGGACUUCAGACCAGAGACACCUAAUGUCACAGCAGCUGACCUUAAGAAUGGAAACCACCAGGCUGGACAGACACCUAAAGACAAAGGAGUAGCAUACAUCCAGUUCCCCCCUCCGCCUCCCCUGGACUCUGAGCAGUCCAGCCCUGAGAAGAAGAAGAAGGGAUCAUCUGGUUCCUCUGAGGCAGAGAUGGAGAUGAUGGAGGUCAACCUCCAGGAAGAGCAUGAUAAACACCUCCUCACGGAGCCCAUCAUCAGAGUCCAGCCCCCCUCCCCAGUCCCCCCCGGGACUGACGACAGUGACUCUAGUGACGAUGAGUCUGUCUUCCAGCCCAUCUCCUUUAAGAAAUACACCUUUAAGAUCUCAGAGGGGCAGGAGCAGGAGCUCAAGAAUGGGUCCAAAUCCACAAAACAGGAUAAAAACGGCAAAGAGCCAGGAACUAACAGAACUAAUGGAACGUAUGAAGCUGGUAAAACAGAGGAGUACGACUCUGAACAGAAUGGAAAUGACCAGUCCAUAACAGACUGUUCUAUCGCCACGACGGCAGAGUUCUCUCAUGACACUGACGCUACUGAGAUCGACUCCCUGGAUGGGUAUGACAUGCAGGAUGAGGAUGAUGGUCUGUGUGAGAUGGACACUAAACCCUUCAGCCUGCCGGACAGCAGGAAGGACGUGUGGACCUCAGACAGCAUGCUCCGGUCCUGCGACCGCUCCUUCAGUCAGACCAAACUAGAGGCCAUUGAAGAGGAAAAAACACCGGAGGAGGAAUGCAGAAAGGUUCAAGCUAAAAGUGAUCCAGUUGACAUAAAAACAGAUGAGGCCAACUCUCAGGGCCAGAAGGACAACGAUGGGUUUUCUGAUACGUACUUUAGUUACAAGCUAGAGGAGGCAUUUGACUCUCCGUUUAAAACUGUUGCUACUAAAGGUCUGGACUUUGACCCCUGGUCCAGUAUAGGAGGAGACAAUGAAGUGGUUGACGCCAGGAUAAAAGACGACGAGCCGAAGCCGUUUGGACUGGCAGCAGACGACAGAUCACAGGCCACGACCCCAGACACGACCCCUGCCAGAACCCCGACCGAUGAUAGCACCACGCCGACUAGCGAGCCAAACCCUUUCCCCUUCCAUGAAGGGAAGAUGUUUGAGAUGACUCGCAGUGGUGCGAUUGACAUGAGCAAGCGGGAUAUUGUUGAAGAAAGACUGCAGUUUUUUCAGAUUGGCCCUCAGAGCCCCUGUGAGAGGACUGACCUGCGGAUGGCCAUAGUGGCAGAUCACCUGGGUCUGAGCUGGACUGAGCUUGCCAGGGAAAUGGAUUUCUCCGUAGAUGAGAUCAAUCACAUCCGCGUGGAUAACCCCAACUCUCUGACCACUCAGAGUUUCAUGCUUUUAAAGAAAUGGGUUAGCAGAGAUGGUAAAAAUGCCACAACGGAUUCCCUUACAGAGGUCCUGACUAAGAUCAAUCGGAUGGAUAUUGUGACAUUGCUGGAAGGGCCAAUAUUUGACUAUGGUAACAUUUCAGGCACAAGAUGUUUUGCUGAUGAUAACGCAGUUUUCCUGGAUCAGUGUGAUGGUUCCAGCAGCAUCCAGCUGGAGCUUCAGACCCCCACAGGUUUGAUCUGUCAGCCCCCCACCCCGCUAAGCAGCGACCACUUCUUUGACGAGGACGCUGGCCUAGACUCCCCCUCUAGAACGCCCACUAGACCAUGUGACUUGUCACUCACCCAGACCACCAGCACCCCAGGCCCCGCCUCCCAUGCUCAAUCCCCCACAAUGGUGGUAGAGGAAGACACCUCUGGACCUCUAGACUCCCGGGGAGCCGGGAAGGGCGCCGGGGAGGGUGCCGGGGAAGGCGGGGGCCCUAAAGUGACCUCCGCUGAAGAUGACACAGGGGUUAGCAGAGAGUCAGUGGCCUCAUACAAGCCCCAUGACAGGGAGGCAGGCCUGAGAGAGGAGGCUGAGCAGGAUGUUGACAUGGGGAUGCUGAUACAUCAGAUGGAUCUUCCUCAGGGGGUGGUCAGGGAGGAUGAGUGGCUGGCUGGAGCCAGAGGAGACCCAUCAGAGACCCUGGGCUUUAGGCCUGCCCUGGGGGGAGAGGGGGUAGAGGGUGGUGUGUCUGGUUCUCCCGGGGAAGAGAUGGAGGAGGGGGAGUUGAGUGAGGAGAAGUUAAAGUCUCUGUUGGAGGAGAUGGGGCUGGAGGAAGGCUCGGAGGACGAGGAGAUGACGGAGGAAAGGAUAAACGCCAUCUUGUCUCAGGUUCAGCAGGCAGACAAAGAUGUGAUGUCAUCACCUGCAGGUUGGCAUAGUGAGACGUCCAGCGUGAACGUGGAGCCCCCGACACCUGGCCGCAGUCUGAGUGCUGAGGGCAACGACCUCCAGGACACCAGCCCUGUGAAUUCCCUGGACUCCCUGACGACAUCACCUGUCCGACCAGCAGAGAAAUCCAAUGGAGACCACGCUGACUUCCUGUCCCAGCCCGGGUCACAUCCUGAGGCCCAGGGUUCAUCCAACGGGGUGAAGGGUCAUGGCCAGGUCGAGGACGAGGGAAGGGCGUCAGCGUCACAAGGAAGGCAGGAAGAGGGAAGCAGAAGGACUCUGGUUAAGGACAGCACAGCAGGACCAAGCAGCAAGGAGCAGAAGCAGGAGGAGGGAGGAGUGCAGGUGUCACAGCACAAAGUCCAGGAGGGUGGUAGAGAUAAGGAGACCAGCUCUGAUGAGGAACGGACUGUCACCACCAAGGUGUUUCGACGGAGGGUCAUUCUGAAGGGAGAACAGGCCAGAAACAUCCCUGUGGAGUCAGUGACAGAAGAGCAGUUCACAGACGAGGAUGGAAACAUAGUCACCCGAAAAGUCAUCAGGAAAGUAGUACGUCGUACUGCUGCUACGGCAACUACUUUUACUGCUGCUACUACUGCUACUACAGAGGAGGUGACAGCAGGAGGAGCAGUAGGAGAAGGAGGAGCAGGAGGAAGAGGAGAAGCAGCAGGAGGAGGAGGAGGCAGGAAGGAAAAUAAGGGCAGGAAGAGAAACAAGCGCUCCCGAGGAGGCCCUAAGGCAGAGCAGGAGAGCUCUAAGGGUCAGAGGGGAAAGACUGAGUCUGGAGAAGGGUCAGGGUCGAAGGUGAAAAAGAAGCAAGUGGAAAAGGAUCAAUGAUAACAGUCGUGUGCUCAACCUGGUUUGUUGAUGUUUCAUGACUUCCUGGAAGGGAGAUGACUGGAACCUUGAAGCAGGAGAACAGCCAAUCAGAAUGUGUGUCUGCAGCUUUCACGUUAACGCAUGGUUUUACAGCAAGACCACUUUAUUUGAUUUCGCAUGAGCAUGACAAACUUACUCUUCUGUCCACAACCUGGGCUCCAGUCAUGACCUGUUGUUACCAUGGUGACAGGAGAACAUGGGUGUGGUCUGCUCCAUCAUGGCGUCAGGACAACAGUAGCCACGCCUCCAAGCAUCUCUCGGACCAAUGAGGUACAACAGGACGUUUGAUUGACAGAUUAAAGGAACACUUGGAGUCACCUUCUACAAGCCUUAUAUAUUCUGUCCUGUAGCCACACCACUGGGGUGGGUGUAUAAUGUGGUUGUGUUUUUUAAUAACAACGGGUGGUUUGGUUGUAUAUAAAUGACACUGUAAAAACUUCUGAAGUUAGUCACUGAUAGAAUGUUUUCUGCACUGGUAGGACAGCUUCGCAAAGCAUUGGAAUGAAAUGCCUAUAUUGAUUCCACCUUUAUGAAAACGCUUGGGUGUUACUGCACAUGUCUAAUUAUCAGCAGGAAAUAUUUGUCAAAUCGAAAUGGUAGCUUGAUUUUAACCUAACUCCACUGCAACUCUCAAACAUCACUUCUGUGAACAUAUUUCCUCAGAGUACUAAUAUUUUGAUGCAUGAGAUUCACCUGGUUUGACUUAGUUUUCCUCAUUUGCGAACAUUGUAUUAUGAAAUAAGGUGUUACUUCUAUCAGUGUCUGUCUACUCUGCUCUGGCACUGACUGUUUUAAAGAGACAUGAACACACAGCCACCUUGGGGACAGCAGGACAGAGAGAGAGACUUCAUUCUAAUGCUUUAUGAGGGCCCACUGUGUAACAUGGAAUAUGCCUCUACUAUUAGACGUGGAGAUAUGAGCUCCCAAUAUAUAAUGUAGACUGUCACAUUGAAAAGGGUUAGAGAGGUAUUACCCCAAUAUAUAAUGUAGACUGACACAUUGAAAAGGGUUAGAGAGGUAUUACCCCAAUAUAUAAUGUAGACUGACACAUUGGAAAGAGUUAGAGAGCGUUUACCCCAAUAUAUAAUGUAGACUGACACAUUGGAAAGAGUUAGAGAGCGUUUACCCCAAUAUAUAAUGUAGACUGACACAUUGGAAAGAGUUAACAGUUCUCAUGCGUAUUGGCUCCAAACCAAUCAUUGUUCAUUAUUUUAGCAGUGUAAUGUUAUGUUCUAAGCCUGCUGUAGUUUAAAGGGGCAUUUUUUUCUUUGGGGUUUGGUGCCAUAUUCCCUUCCAUUGAGUCUCUUCAUAUGAGACCACCUGAAGCAUUGAUUGGUGAUUGGUAACCAUGACAACCAACAUGGAUGAUCCCAUUCAUUAUUUAAGCAGAAAUAAAUUGUGUUUAAACUGAAA